Molecule: messenger RNA, 2709 nt
Organism: Aedes albopictus (Asian tiger mosquito)
Lineage: Eukaryota; Metazoa; Arthropoda; Insecta; Diptera; Culicidae
Product: nucleolar protein dao-5
Exons: 3
Coding region: 165-2426 (753 amino acids)
Cellular component (GO): nucleoplasm; nucleolus
Molecular function (GO): mRNA binding
Source: RefSeq, a predicted model, not a curated record
CCGAGUGUUGAAUGUAGUUGUGCGUUUCCUCGCUUCUCGUUCUCAUUCUCACCAUCCAGCUACCUCCGCAGAAUCUGCCGAGACGAGACCAAAGUUACCCGACUGCGUUGUAUUCGUGUGGUGGCACAAAUCGCGAGCAGUCUCCGUCUUUUCGCUCGAUAAAAAUGGCUGCUGCCAGUGAAACCGUCCUGCAGGCGCUUGUUUUUGACUAUCUUUCCCGGAAAGAUAAAACCCUUGCGGAAGUGUACCAGAAGAAAUUCAAAUCGCCCGUCAUCGGUAAAGGAUCUCCCCGAUUAGAAGAUGUUAUCAAACAGUAUCAGACAACAGGUACCAAGAAAGUGUCGGUAACGAAGCCAACGGCAGAAUCCAGCUCUGAAGAUUCCUCAGAAGAAGAGGAAGAACAGACCCCGAAGAAGGCGGUUGCCAACGGUAAACCAGCAGCAAAUGGCAAAGCAGCAGUCAAUGGUAAUGGUGUCAAGAAGGAUUCGUCCAGCUCCGAAGACAGUUCCGAGGAGGAAGCACCCGCACCGAAGAAAGCCCCUGUAAAGGCGACGCCGGCCAAAACACCUGCCAAGGCUCCGGUCAAGAAAGAAUCCAGCAGCGAAGAUUCAUCCUCUGAGGAGGAGGAACAAAAGGCCCCUGUCAAAACUCCGGUGAAACCUCAAGCUAAGACCCCGGCAAAGGCCACGCCAGCUCCCAAAAAAGCCCAAGAAUCGAGCAGUGAAGAUUCGUCGUCCGAAGAAGAGGCGCCAGUGCCCGCUAAAACCCCAGUCAAAGCUACCCCGGCAAAGGCGGCUCCAGUGAAAGCGACCCCCGUCGCAAAGAAACAAGAGUCCUCCAGUGAGGAUAGCUCUUCUGAAGAGGAAGAAGAAGCUCCCAAGACUCCAGCAAAGCCAGCACCAGCCAAGCUUCCUGCUAAGGGAACGCCGGCACCGGUUGCCAAGAAGGUUGAAACCAGUGACAGCGAAUCGGACUCGGAUGAUUCCGAAGCGGAGUCUAAGGCUAAGACCCCGGCCAAAACUCCUGCAAAGGCGGUGCCGGCCAAGCCCACCCCUGCUGCUAAGAAGGCUCCAGCAAAGAAGGAGGAAUCAUCGGACAGCAGUUCUGACGACGAUGAGGAAGAUUCCAAACCAGCAGUUGUUAAGAAGGCCGCACCGGUGAAAGCUGCCGUUGCAGCGAAGAAAGAAUCUUCCGACGAGUCGAGCUCAGAGGAUGAAGCUCCAGCUGUGAAACCCCUAGUGAACAAGAAACCAGCUGUAACUCCGGCGAAAAAGCAAGAAUCUAGCGAAGAUUCUUCGUCAGAAGAAGAAGAAGCGCCGAAGAAGGUUGUUGCAGCCCCGGCUGCCAAGCGGCCGGCUCCGGCCAAGAAGCAGGAAUCGUCUAGCGAUGAUUCUAGCGAAGAAGAGGAACAACCCCCAGCAAAGAAACCUGUUGCGGUGACGCCUGCCAAGAAAAAGCAGGAAUCCUCCAGCGAAGACUCGUCGGAUUCCGACGAAGAACCGGAGGAAAAACCAGCCGGCAAAAAGGCCGCCCCUGUAGCGACCCCGGCCAAGGGUAAGGCCGGCCAGAAGCGCAAGGCCGAUGAAGACGAAGACGACGAGGAGGAGGACGAUGAAGAUGCUGAGCAGGAAGAGCAACCCCCGGCCAAGAAGGGCAACUAUAGCAACUUCGUGAAGGCUGGAGAAGGAAACAAGAAUAAGAGGUUCGAUGAAAAUGGUGGCAAAGGAGGUGAGCGUAAAUCUUUCGGCGGAUUCAACAACAAGGACAAGGGUCCCGCCUGGGAGUGUGACAAAUGCCAAUUUAACAACGACGCCGACGUUCGGACGUGCGGUCAGUGCAAGAACUUCAACAAAAACGCCGACGAUACCAACGAUUGGGAGUGCACGUGCGGUUUCAAGAACUUUGCCAACCGGAACAUGUGCUUCAAGUGCAAAACGCCAAACCCUAACGGAAAACCGUUCUCAGGCGGUCGUAAAAGCUUUGGCGGUGGCGAUUCCGGCGGCCGUAAAAGCUUUGGCGGCGGCGAUUCCGGUGGACGACAAUUCCCACCGGAUUGGGAUUGCCCCAGCUGCGGCGCGAGCAAUUUCUCCAAGCGAGGAACGUGCUUCAAAUGCUCCACGGCCAAUCCGAGCGGAUCGAUGGGAGACAAUUGGGAGUGCGCUGAUUGCAACUUCUCCAACUUCCCCAGCAGAUAUUCCUGCUUCAAGUGUCAGAAACCGAAUCCGAACGGAGGCGGCGAAGACGGCGGCCGUAGAAGCUUUGGCGGCGGAAGAGGUGGACGUGGUGGUCGAGGUGGUGGCGGCCGUGGAGGUGGCGGUCGAGGAGGUGGUGGCUUCCGAGGCGGUCGUGGUGGCGGCGGCAACAGGAGUUUUUCCGGAGGAGAUGAAACGCAGAAGCAGAACAAGAAAAUCACGUUUGACGAGUAGUAGAGCUUUAUGAAUGCAAUCAGUCGUUGUUCAAAACUAGGGUUAUUUUUUUAUUUUUUGUUUUUCUCAAGAUGAUAUAUGUGAAGAGGAAGGCAUUUCUAAUUAAAACUCGCGUCGCGUUAUUACAUAUACUGCUAAUAUUGUAGUGUACGUUCUCUUCAGAUGAGAAUGCUUCUUGAUCCCAUAAGUCGUGAAUUUUAAUCAUUAAUUCAGUGAUUUAGCAUUCACCGUGUACAACAUAUACUAUGUAUAAGAAUAACAAUAUACAAACAACAAACAUCAA